ACGCUCUGUUCGCAAUGACCAGUUGAUACGCUCAACAACAGUGAGUAAACUGCGGCAAAGACAGUGACAUCUCAUUCGUAUGAAAACGCUUUCUGGUUGAGUACCCCAAUUGAUACACAAACUUCCUACGCUAGAAAAUGGCAAACACUUCGUGAGGACGAAUGCAAAAUAAGUCCAUAGACAAAGAAAAUCGAUUGAGAUGAUUUAUAAACUAUUCAGAGUUGGAGUUUUCUGGUUGCUGACAUAAAGGCAGAAGAUGAAAAGGUUAUAAUGAUGAAAAAUUACGACGAUGAAUGAAAUAUAUAACCUCUUUCAAUAUUUUGAGCCGAAGACUGAUGAAUAUGAAGGAAUACCCGCUGGAUCGCGAUACGGCAAAAAGAAACAACUAAGUUUGUUUUCUGCUGUACUCACAAAAGUGUAUUGGAAAAAUGGCUCGCAAAACACAGGAGGUCUUCCGUGUCCUCUUACAGUUUAGAUAACGGGUACAUAAUCAGAACUACUCAAAUAAUUCACUACACAAAAACGGUUACAAAUUAUCAAACCAGUGAAUUACCUUUUUGAGGUGAAAGAAUAAAACUUAAUUUUGAAGCCGCAAAAUUAGCGAUGUUAAAAUAGUGAUAACGGUGUUGAAUUAUGAAACAGGCCUGGGGCAAAAAAUUCAAACGUGUGGGAACGUUUUGUUCCUCCAUCUGGAAAAAAAAAAGAGACGAUUCACUUCAAUCCAUUGUUCGUCGUACGAUGAUUAACUUAAUACGAUUUAAUUUUAAUUACUGAUGAAGCGUGUGUCGUAUUGUAAGCCCAGAAACCCCAGUGCGACAUUUUCAAAUUCACCAGACACUUCCUAGAUAAGUAGAAAGCCUGGCUUCUAAUUGAAGCCCUGGGAGAUUUCCACCUAGUUGCUCCGAGUGAACUACAGUACUGCACGUCGAGUGCCGCAGCUCUUUCACGGUGCGCUGGUCCCAGUGUACUAAUCUCGAUCGCUGAUUCGAUUAAUCCAUAAUUUGACCACAAAGAGCAGAGCCCGCCCCAGCCUAUAAGUUUUACUCAUCACGGUCCAUUUCCAAAUUCAUCAAUUUCAGCCAAGACUUGCCGCAGCAGUUGGAACGUACGGUAGAAAAUCGACGAUAUGAUGGACGACUGGCGCCGUAGGAUGCCUACUCCACACUUGACGACCGCCAUGCCGCAUUACCACGGGCUUGAUUUUGGACGUACGAUGCCACUUCGACAUCCGCCGGCAACAGCACACGGUAGAGGUGCCUUUGACACUUCGCCUCAAAGCUUCAUUCCGUUUUCUCAUCCACUGGCUCCCAUACCAAUACCAAUGGCUAGUAGAGAGCUGCCGAUCGCGCCAUCUUCCUCACUUGCCUCCCCACAAAUACCAGCCUCUUCCACUGACAGCUCAAGGCAGCAGAACGUGGAGAAGAAACGUUGGCAAACUGCUAAUUUUCGAUGGAUGUUUACGAAAAGAAAAGGUAAAAGAUGAUUUAAGUGUCGAAGUCGGACAUUAUGAGAACGAAUAUGGUUUUGCAUGCAGUAAAACCCCUGCUUGCAAUGGAUACAAUACUUACAGUUGUCACUCAACUAGUUUACCGCCAUGUUUCUACAUCAUUACAUAUUAGUUUGUAUGUUUAGUCACUAGCGAGCACAUUAAAUGCUGCGCAAAUUAUACAGAUAAAAAUCUGGUGUACAUCACUCUUUCUUUAGACUAAAAACGAACAGAUUCACAAUUAAUUCCUGUUUUUAAAAAUACAUAAGAUUUUGUGGGAAGCCAAUCUCGCAAUAAGAGUGCAAAUUUUUAAAAAGUUCGAAUUUCAACCAUUUCGAGCGUACAACGACAUUCGCUUUGCUCAUUAUACCUUACCUUUGAAAGUUCCAUGCCCCAUUGAUCUCUUUAGUUUGAUGAAAAGAAAGAUCGUAUUUUGUUUUAACAUAUUUUAAUCAUAUGGUUACGAAUGAACAAGAAUCGGUAACACACAGACAUAUUGAUUAUUUUUUCAAAUAAACAUGCCAGCUCAAAAAAAUUCAAGUUUUGUAACGAAAUUAACCGUUUGAAGGACCAAAAAUUUUAAGUCCUUUCUAGAAAACAAAGGUCAGAUUUGAAGUAAGGAACACAGCCAUUCCCUCAGGGAGGAGCGGUUGAUGUAGUACAUUAUGCUCUCCAUUGGAAAGAUGACACAGAAUAUAAUCUAUAAAUCAAAAUAAGCAAUGAACUCGAUUUCAGAAUUCAUCGAGUUAAUCAAUGUACAUCGAUCAAAGUACACGUCAGGAAGGCAUUACAAACUUCAUGUCGCUUCAAAAGAACGCAAAAUUCUAAAAAUCGAUACCAAAAAUGAAUAGAAUAAAAUUUAUCUAGUUUGAUUGAGUUAGUUAGUUAGUUUCACCUGCUCUUAUGGUUGUUUAUUUACGCAAAAACAGGAACUCCUUCUCGGCAUAUUUCGAUUAAAAGCUGUAAAUUGGUAAUUUAUUUUUCAAGAGGUUGACUGACACUAGUGAGUUUUUGUAAUUACUUUGGCUUCGAUAUAAUGUAUUAAUUGAACUCUUGGAUGAGUCACCCAUUUUCAGUGUGAGCUCAACGUAAAAUAGAGUCAUUCGACAGCAAUCCUAUCGAAAUCUUUUAAACUGAUUCUCUAUAAAUUGAUACUCAGAAAGAACAUUCACGGGGGUUUUGUGUAAUAAACGAACAACAACCUGCAGGCUUCUUUGCAAAUUUCUCGGAGCUUAUGUUAGUUUUACUGUGUUUUUUGGCCGGCUAGAAAGCCAGCAAACAUUAAAUCAAGUUGAGAGCUAGGCUUUACUUUUGAAAAUACGUGCUGUGUUUCAAACUGACAUUUGAAGUUCAAAACACUACUCUACUCGUGCAGCAUGGCUGCCAUCAUAUUUCUUGUACCACCCAUGUUUCCCAACACCUUUGGCAAACUCCGUCAAAACAAUACAAUUCUUACUCGACUCUCAAACAUUUUAGUUUAUACAGAAAUAAAUGAGAAAAUAGCUUUUAAAUGUAGUGAUUUAGGUCAACAAAGAUAUCUGCAAAAGCCUUGAUUUAGACCAUUACUCACAGAGGCAUUUCGUCGAGAACACUAAUUGAAAAUUCUUGCCACAUCGAUCAUUCUGAACACGAGUGCUUUCAAACUUGACAUACAUCACUUAAAUGCAAUUUAUAGAAUGACGGAUAAAUUGUCGAUAUUUAACUUAGCUGUGUAGGACUUAAGUUUGACUAGAAGCGAUUAUCAGAGAACUAUCACCCUAAUUGUGUUCUCCAUGCAUUUCUGAGAUUUCUUCCUGUGACACGGGUUUGAGCGGCAAGACAAAGACGAGAUAGCCUUUUCACUGAUCUACCAGCAUUCAUCUUAAUACCUGUUCAUUUAAACUAGACGUCUUUAAAUAACGGAGUCAAAAUCGUUUAUUAGCACUUAAACCACAAACUCACAUUAAAGAGAGCGAUAGAAAACUUGCAAUAUUAUUUCUGGAGCGCACUCGUAUUUGCAAACUCAGAGAACGACCCUUUCAUUUGUAGUUUAUGUUUGUUCUUCACUGCUCCCCUAAAUUAUCGCGUUAGCCCGCUUUGUCUUGCUAGGUCGAUUCAUCAUUUUUGAGUCAAGCAUAAAAAGGUCAAGUUAUCUCUAGUCUCAUCGCCCACAUCCGAAACAGUUUAAUUCACUUUAAACAUUGCGGCUCCAACACAACUUUGCUUCUCCAUCCAAACUGAUCUUGGUGAAACCAAAGCAGAGAUUGAACAAAAUAUUGAUAGAAUCGAUCCAAAAACGUUUGGUUGAUUCGAACAGAUCGGUAAUCUGUAAAGAUCUUUAGGUAAUCGAAGAAGAGCUCUAAAUAACGAAAUAUGGAAAUUUCUUUUUGACACCUGAAAUUGUGUGCGGUUUGGUUUGAUGCAUGAAUGCUUUCAAAAUGACACCUAAGAACCCAAAGGCAAGAUUUGGAAUAGUAAACGAGUGUGCUAAAAUGAAUUUCUUUCGGUUUUUCUUGCAGCUGCAGUAACAAGUGUCUCGGAAAAAGAGGAAGCAAGCUCUGACAAGAAGCAAGAAACGACAGCGAGUCAAAAGAAGAGGUUCACCUUCACACAAAGACAACUGGUUGAAUUGGAGAAGGAGUUCCACUUUAGCAAAUAUCUUACAAGGACAAGACGAAUUGAAAUAGCAUCCAACUUGGAACUUACAGAAACACAGAUUAAAAUAUGGUUUCAAAAUCGGCGAAUGAAGUGGAAAAGAGAACUUAAAGAGUCUAUUCGAAAACAGGGAGUAAACGAGUCACCUGCGGCUCAAUUUAACCCUGGGUUUCAUCAAGGUUUCCAGAGGUCUCUACGAGAUAGUGUUCCUUCCUAUCAACAAAGUGCCCCAGAAAUUUUUGUCCAACAUGCGACACCUCCAUAUUUUCCAAACUACCUAUCGCUUUAAUCUUCAAAAUAUCAGAACUCUAAAUGAAUUUGACUCGAAAAAGCAUAUAAGUUAACACGAAGAUAUAUCGAUUUAAGGUACCUCUUCCAACUGAUAAAGGUUUAACUGUGCAAAAGAUCACAAAAAAUACAGUAUGAUGUUAUUCUUCUAGACUAUUUCUCAGAGGCAAAUACUUUUUGAGUUUCCAUAGCCAGAGCAGCAAAAGCGUCCCUCUAAUUGAAGAGCAUUUUAAGCUGAAGUGAACAUCUGAUAAAAUCUUAUCAAAACAAAACAUACAAAGAGCUGAACAAAACCAAAGGGAUUAGAAAGGAAAUGGCACUUUAAAAAAAACUACCAAGUACAAAAAUUGCGCCUUUACAAAGAAAAUCUAUACCUUUGGUCGACAAGUUUGGAUUUUCGCUCCAGCUUAGCCCCUAAGGAAGAUCAUUAACAGGUCCACAUCGUGAACAACGAGAUAACACAAGAACCACAAUCUGCCACCCAGCCAAAUGGAACGCAUCAAGAUCAUUUCUGUGCACUAUAUGGGAAACCGAGUGAGGCUUGGCGGUGUAAAACUCGGCAACAUUGUUUAUUAGAAUAUUCCAUCAUUUCUUUUCAUUUAGGCUGUCAGCCUGUUGUUACUUUCAGUUGAUCUAGCUGUUCCGUCGAGUUGUCUUUGAUAUGAAGGAAGCACAGUCAUUAGUCACUGUCUCUCUGUAUUGUGUUUCGAACAAAAGGGUGGUAACCCCAUGGACAUCAGACAUGCGCCCCAUCAGUUAAGAUGGAUCACUGGGUCGGCAUUACAACGAAACGUUUUGAUGCAGGUGUGCAAAGACAACACAGAACACAGGAAUACUACAACUGGACAAAAGCUCUUCUGGGAACUCAAAGCUUUUUGUUUACAUUCCUUCUUAAUUUCUGAACCUACAAAUCUUGACAACCUAACAAUAUUUUUCAAAUAGACUGCAGAGAACUUAUGUAAAAAUACAAAGAUAUGCCAUAUCUAUAUAUAAAGAUUUGCCAAUGAAUAUUAGUUGAACAUAUCAAAUGUAUAUAAAUCGUAAAUCAAAGCGAAAUAAAGUCAACUAAUCUAUACC
Pocillopora meandrina is the source of this 5485-nucleotide messenger RNA. NCBI's taxonomy places the organism in Eukaryota, Metazoa, Cnidaria, Anthozoa, Scleractinia, Pocilloporidae. The record is from the annotation of a GenBank genome assembly.